This is a messenger RNA of Macrobrachium nipponense, 9112 nucleotides long. RefSeq lists its product as uncharacterized. The transcript is spliced from 11 exons. Gene Ontology annotation, cellular component: nucleus. NCBI's taxonomy places the organism in Eukaryota, Metazoa, Arthropoda, Malacostraca, Decapoda, Palaemonidae. The record is from RefSeq and is a predicted model, not a curated record. Bases 1 to 2625 code for a protein of 874 amino acids.
AUGGCUGUCCAGAAGGGCAGUUUGGAAGUUUCUGCUAGCAGAUUACCAACAUUAGGAGUAAGACUAGUAGUUGCUCGAGAAAUUUCUGAGACAUUUGACAAUGGCAUAAUCACCAACAUGAGUAAAGAUAAGGCGUGUGGUUUUUGCGGAAUUGGAGCACAAAGAGAACUAGAACUUGGGGCAUUGCACACUUUAGCUGGUGUCUCUGUCCAUUGUUUUUGCCUGUUUUUUUCCAGCGGAUUAGCUCAGAAUGGAGAGGAGGAGGAAGGAAUUUUGGGUUUUCUGAUUCCUGAUAUUCAGAGAGAAAUAGCGAGGGGCAAAAAUUAUAUCUGGAAAAAGGGCAUUGAUGAUGAUGAUGGUCAGAUUCAAACCAUUGCAGAAGUCUUGCCCCAUCAGUUGGGUGCGAGAUGUGUCAAAAAUAAUCUUCCAUGUAUUGAUGUCUUGUCUUUUCAGUCAUGUGCAUAUUGUGGAAAGAAGGGUGCAACAAUUGGUUGCAGCGAGAAGAAAUGCCGUCGAAGCUAUCAUUAUGCCUGCGGGUUGAAUCAUAAUUGUCUGUAUAGAUUCUCAGGAGACUUCAGAUCAUACUGCCAAAAACACCGAACAUACCAGCAAGGAAUAGCCAUAGGUCAGAAAGUAGAAUGUCCUAUAUGUAUGGAUGAACUAAUUGCUGAUCCUAAGAAAGCUGUUUGGUCUCCCUGCUGUAACAGAAAGUGGUUCCAUAAAAUAUGUAUACAGCAACUGGCUGUGAGUGCAGGAUACUUUUUUAAAUGUCCUUUGUGCAAUGAUAAAGAAGUAUUUGUGGAAGAAAUGCAAAAUUUUGGUAUUUAUGUCCCUGAAAAAGAUGCGAGUUGGGAACUUGAGCCAAAUGCAUACAUUGAGUUGGAACGUCCAGUACGUUGUGAUGCGCCUAAAUGCUUUUGCCCUGAUGGCAGGAAGAGGGAUGACAUUGGAACGAGAUGGGAGAUUCUGCUCUGUUCACUAUGUGGUGCCAGUGGUAUUCACAUUACCUGUGGGAAGCUUCGAUUUACUUGUACAGAGUGGACCUGCCCCACAUGUAUAGAAAUGUUAGAGGAAAGUAAGAAGAGAGCGAACCAAGAAGUUCGUGAGAGAAGACUUGUGGAGAGAAACAAAAGAGUAGGAACUGAAAUAAGUGAAAAUGAGACAGAUGCAAAACGCACUGCAUCAUGUAGCGCAGAAGUAGUAUAUGAAACCCCCUCUAAUGUGGAUAUGGAAGAAGCCGCUGAGGACUUCAGUACACCUGAUAAAAGUUGUUACCUGACAAAGACUCAGUCAAAAGAGGGAAGUUUUACCAUUUUAAGUCAAUCUGGUAUUGCAGAAACAUCAGAACUUAGUUCAUCCACUGAUUCUGAAGAAGAAAUUGUUGUGGAUUUGGGGGAAUACCAGGUUCCCCCCCAUACUAUAAUUAGAGAGCUUGAAGAAAAUGGGGGGGAACUAUCCAAAAAACUUAAAAAGCUAAAAAAUUAUGCUCUAAGAGCUCAAGAAAGGAUGAUUGAGCUUCGAUUAACUGAAGCAGAAAUUGUGAAAAUGGUCAGGGAAUCUUCAUUUCACAAAGAUUUCACGCUAGAUAAAGCAACAGUAAUGACAUUUUUUAGUUGUAGUUUACCAUUGGACAAAAUGGUUCAAAUGUCAAAGAUUAUCCGAGCAAUUUAUUCAGUGAGAGAAGCAGUGAUUCUUACAGCUCAGUCAGCUAAGACAAAGCCUCGUCGCUUCACUCGUAAGGCACGUCGUAAAAUGAGGAGGCCAUGUCCAAAUACACCAAAUAUAAAAGUUACAUUGUGUAGAUCACUUCUUUCUAAAACCUUAUGCCAGUGUGGAAGUGAUUGCCGGACAACAUCAACUGGAGAAAGUUUCUGCAAAAAGGCAUGUGAUGUCGAUAUGUCACAGGAUGUCACCAAGCACAAUGAAGAGUUAGAAGCAUUCAAUUCCCCAAUUUGUAACAAGUCAUGGAACUCUUUACUUGAUUCACCAAACUCUGAACUGAAACUGAGUCUUACAUUAUCUCCUGAUGAGAAGACACCUGUUUACCUGAAACAUAUGAGGUCUACAACCUCAUAUGAGGUGACACCACCAGCUAUUAGACUGAGUAAUGGAAUGGACAAAGAAAAUGAUAUGGAAGAACUUUCCAACAUAAAAGGAGAAUUAGAAAUAUAUCCUGGAACUGGAAAACGUCCACUUGAGGAAAGUAUUACAUCCUACCAAGAUAACAUCAUGGCUAAUGAGAGUAGCUCUUUUGGUGCUGGUACCUCAUCCCAGCCAUUUCAGGAUGGCAGUGGCUUGGAAUCGCUAAAGGUGGUGCCUCUGCCAUCUGGUACCUCAUCUCAUACAAACAUUAGAAGUAGAACAAAAGGAUCCAAAACAAGAAAGAAAUUAAGUCUAGACUAUAAGACUCCAAAAAGAGAGUUGUUGAAUUUAGAACAAGAUGUGAGGAGUGAAGAAGAAAUUAACAAUUCUACAGAUGUUACUUUUGACCAGCCAAGCUCUGGUACAACAUGCAAGAAAAAGAAGUUGCACUCACAUGAUAGUCACAAGUAUGUACAAAAGACACUGAUCUCUUAUUUUGUAAAGUCAUUAGAUGGCGAAACAAAAUGUGAUAGUUCAUUAUAGCAUAAGUAUGACAUCCAGUGGUGAUUCAUUGUAGUGUGGUUCUAUGACCAGAGAUUUAAACUGAAACUAUUGACAGAGGCAGUGUGGAAGGGAUGUUCAAUGUUUUCUUGCUAGAAUGUAAGCAUUUUAUUAACUUUAAAACUUUAUAUUUUGAAAAUUAUUUCAAUUUAAUUGAAGGUGGAAUUUGCAUUCAGUGUUUUAGUGCUGAUUUUUCAUUGCAAUUUUUUAAUUUGAUGUAGGGUCUUUUAUAUUGGGUUUUUUCUUUACAACCCAUAUGAACUACAAGCUUUGUGUAGAUCAACAUUAUCUUAAUAUUGAGAUAAAAAAAAUGAUGAAUUUUUAAAAUCACAGGUCUGGCAAAGCUUCCCUUUGCAAUGUCAAUUUAGAUCACUAGGUGUUGAGAAAAAGUGUAGAGUGCCAUUUUUUCAGGUAAAAAUCAAGGCCUGUAAUUGAUUUUGGUAACCAUUUUAUAAAGUAUAGUAUAAUUUUCAUGUCCAGUAUAAUUAGAAACUCCAUUGUCAAAAGGAAAAAUUUAAAAUGUAUUCAUGACUAACUGUUUUCCCAUUGCAAGAAUGAUGAAAUCAGUAAAAUGAGCUUUAAAAAAUGGAUUACAUUCUCAUUACCACUGAAUUAUACAUGUCUACAAUGUUUGUAACAACUGUUUUAAAGAGUAAUUUUUGUAAUUAAACAGUUGCAACUUUUAUUCUAGAAACCUUUGAACUUCUUGAAAAAAUGUAAUUGCGGAUCUCAUUUUUAGUUUUCAGAUUAUCAAGUUUAACUUAGUUCUAUGUUAUUGGACCAGUACACUGUAAACAAGAUAAAUAUUCUCACUAACAUAUGUAUGGUAAAUUCCAAGUUAGAUUGUAUUCUCGGCAUCAUAGAAAAUGUGUGCAUAUUGCAGGUUGCUUACAGUGGACAAGUUAUACAAUGGCAAUUCCAUAAGGUUAUAAUGGAACUGAAAACUCCAUAUCAUAGCUUGCAGAUUCCUUAUGCAACUCCCAUGUUUGGUGUGAGUAAACAGGCUUCAUUCCCAGCUGUAUAAUGAUAUAGUAUGUACAGUUAUGUAGAGUUCAGUACGUACUUGCUAUACACACGAAUGUUACUGAAUUGUAUAGUGUACAGAAUUUAUAACAUACCACAAAACCUUGCUAAUCUAACCCCGAUUAAUCUGAUUUUGGCCUUGUAUGGCUUUCAUUGGGUUUACCAGCUUUUGCAUUGAUUAUUAAUGGAAAAUUUGUGAAAAAGGGAAGUUUCAAUAUGAAGCACUAAUAUAGUAUUUUAGUAAAUGAAAACAGUUCACAGUACCUUUUAGGUAGAAAUAUAAAAGUAAAUGGUUGUUAGAAUAAAAUCUGAAUUUCAUACAGAAUAGUAUUUGGUAAGAUAUAUAAAACAUUAAAAAAGCACCAGUGACAUGAAGCAAAAGACUAGAACUUCAUGUAUGUGUGUUGUAGUUAUGUUGACAUUUAUAAUGGCUAUCAAGACAGGUCAUUACAUUAUAUCCUGUAUGCUGAAGCAGUUGGCUGUGCAAGCACCAAUCCAAACACAUUUGGAGAUGCACAUGACCAGGUUAAGGAUCGCUGCCUUAUGUUUUUCAUAAAGAUUUAUUAUGUAUCUAAAUUUUUUUUUUUUUUAAGAUUUUAAAUUUGAAAUAUUGAAAGAGUUACUUUAUUGACAAGUUUAGAAGAUAAACACUUGCACAUAUCCUACCUAGUGUUUUCUUAGCAUACCAAUUUAAGCUAUGAUAAUAUUGUAAUAAUACAUUAGCACCAAAAUUAGUGGUUGAUAAUUAUAACAAUAAUUUAAUGAUUGAUAAUAAUGAUUCACCAAUUACUGGCUGCUAAUUAUUUAUGUCAAAAGUAAAGUCAUAUUUCAGGUGUCUUGCUCAAUUCAUGCUGUAUCUAACAUAUUAAAUUACUGCCUUGCAAUACAUAACUAGUAAGUUAUGUGCAAUACAUAGAAAUAACUUUGGCCUGAAAACAACUGCAGUAUUGGACAGUAUAAUUCAAAACUAAAAAAAAAAAAAAGUGAAAUUGUAGAAACUGCCAUGGUUGCCUGUACUGUAUACAUUACAGUACUGACUUGAAGAGUUUUCUAAAUGUUUUCAUUACAGAAGAUGUUUCACUGAAUGCAACCAAUGUUCAGCAGCACAGUACUAUGCACAUAUACCAAUAUUAGCUCCUGUUAUAGGAUUGUAGUAAAUUGCAGAACUAUUUUUUGCAAGAUUCAUUAGUUGGAAUGGGAUAUUAUAUAUGUAUAAAAUGGUUGCCAGAGCUUUUAUGCUGAUUUUAACAACAACUUUACAGUGACGAACUUUGCUGUAUUUAUGCAUCAUGUAUGACAUUUAACUUUUGGCAUUUUAUAACAACAAAAGCCAGUUCAUGUAUGAGGUGAUGUUUUUUUUUAUUAAUUUAAUCAAAUGGUUGAAUAUCACUUCUAGAAACUCAUAGGGUUUGCCAGGAUUCCUACGAGUGCAGAGCAUUUGAACAAGGUGAAGGUAAAGACGGGAAGGUAGGUAGGAAGACCUAAAGGAACAGAUGAAAAGUAAAAGGUAGAAAGCAAUAAUAUAGCUCUGUAUACACUCAUGGGAAAUGUCCCUUUUUAUGUUGUUAUGUUAUAGUUUUUUGUAUUGGCUCUUCCUAUUGCUGUUUUGUUUUUAUUUAACUGCUUUGUAGUUCUUUCUUGUGUUGACUCCUAUUUACCUGUUAUUUUCAUCUGGUUGUCUAUUGUGCAGUUUAAUUGUAUUUUCUUUUUGUAUUUUUGUUGGAGGGGUCAAAUCAUUUAUGUGAAUGUACUUGAAGUAUAUACGAUCUUAGUUUAGUAAUAUUGUUUUAAUUAUAGGUGUUCUCAAGUCUUGCCCUGAAGCUUAAGUUUCAGUAUUUGCUAAUAGCAUCCAACUUUAUCAUAAUCUUUUUAUUGAUAUAUAACAAAAGAAUUUUAGUUUGGGAGUACAGGAUUUUGAACCUUGCAUGUGCUUAUUUUUAAUUCAUAGCCUGAACAGGCAAUAUACUCUCAUCAUAUGACUAAGCUCAUAUGAUGAGAGUAUAUUGUAAUAUUGAAAUAUACUUUGUUUUGGUAAUGUAGUGUAUCCCCAAAGUGGUUGUGGUGUCAGAACUUCAAGAAAAUAUCCUGGGCUCCUGUAUGGUCAUUCUCCUUUUCCUGAAAUAACAAUUGGGGAUCUGAUUGUGACCUUGGUUUUAGGAUUAAUGUUUGAGACUGAAAGUUAUGAUUGGUAGGGGUACGUUCAGGUGUGUCAUGAAAUAGUGUGGAUGAUAUAAAAACAGCUGCAUACACUCGAUUUCUAGAACUUACUUUGCCAGGUGAAAUGCAAUUGAAUGUUGUGUGCUGUUUAACAAUAUGCUGUUAAAUACAGUAUUUGUUAAUAAGGUUACUAAAACUUUGAUAUGAUAAAAUAGUAGUAUGGGUAAAAGCAAGUCAUGCAUCCUAUGCAAACCAUGUGUUUUUGAGAGGCUAGACUUAGUUUUUGAAGGACUGACGUUGAGUGUGCACUACAGUCUAUUUUAAUUAGUAUCUCUUGGAGAAAUUUUCAGUGGCUGUAGACUUAUGAUUCUGUAAACAGAAGUUAUUCAAGUGAAGUCUUGUAGAGGAUGAAAGAAAACUGUAGACUGCUUUAUAAAUGCUAAAAUUACUCAACUUUUAAAAUUUGGAGUUAGUUUAUGUUUCCUGUAAUUGUCCUUAGCAUUUGUAAAUGAAGUUUUACAUAUUAAGGUCAUUUUUGUUGUUUAUCCAUUCAGUUUUAUCUGAAUUCAUUUUGCCUAAAGUAAGAAUUAUUUGACAGCAAUAGUAAAUGGUAUCUUGUCAUUUGUGUACGUAUGUGGAUUUGUAAUGAAAGUUUCUCCUUUUUCUUAAUUAGAAUAGUUUUAGUACUUUUACUCAGUUAUUUGAAGGUGCCAAGGUUAAGUCUUCCCAUAAACAGUGAAGAGGAUGAGGUUAUGGUCUUAAAGAUACCUCUCAUAAGAACUACAUAAAUAUAAUUAGAUUGUUAUUUAUAUUGAGCAGUGAAUUCCUGCUUUUUUUUUAUAGCAUUUAGUUUUAAAUUUUUCUUACGUUGAAUUUGUUGUUUUAUUGUGCAUUCUGCUGUGUUAGAGAAUUUGUUAGUGUAGUUAAAUACAGUUAAAAAAAAAAUCAUAAAUGAUUACUGGGUUUAUGCUUUAAGUAAGGCUGAGAAGGGUUUUAUUAGCUAAUAUAGUUUAUGAAUACAUUACUGGAUAUUUGUGCCGCAGUCAUUUUAUGAGACAUUUAAUUGAGGAUUUAAGAAUUCGUAGUGUUUACUCCAAAAUUUUAUUUACAUCAUCUUUGGUCUCAUGUUUCAUUGUGUAGGGCUUACUUCAUGUAGCAUCAAAUAAAACCAACUGUAAAGAAUAAAUGAUGGAGUGGGAAGAAUUAUUUUAGUUUUUCUUGGGUACUUGGUUAUAAAAAUGAUAGGACAUGCUGUCAAACCGUUAAUUUAUGCCUGCCAUUAAAUUCCAGCCUGGAAAUUUAGGAAAUCCAAUACAAUACUAUGACUUUUUUUUUUUUAAGUGACAGUUAAAUGAUAAAUCUUUGACACUAAGUCACUGAUAUUGUAAUGUUCAUGUACUCCAUUAUUGAUGUUUGCUUUGCAAUAUAUAGAGAGAAAUUUUUUAGUAGGUUGGAUUUACCUUCAGUGAAGCUAACAGUAGCAUGGACUUGGGAGUUAUUAAAAUAACAGCAGUAGCAUCAGUUUGGGAAUUCUUCAACUCUGUAAAAACAAUUAUCAUGUUUGCAGAGUUUUUGGUCAACCAAUUUCAGAAGUUGUAAAUGCAUAUAGCAUUUACAAUCAGCUACUGGGUAACGUGAGUUGAAUCAAACCAGUCUCAUAUUUAGACUGCAAAGGGUUGGCCUAUUGAAAGUAAGUACCUGUUCUUAUUAUGUAGUUCCCCAUGGUAUUGUUUUUACAAAAUCCCAUGAAUUCUGGUUGAAUUGAUGUUCUCAGAUGAAUGGUAAGAGAUUGUGGUAUUCAGUCAUAGUAAAUAUUUUAAAGCUACUUUUGCUUUGGGAAGCCUUGAUUUCCUGCUUGCUUACAUUAUUGUAUAUCAGUAAAAUCCUUUCCCCUCUCAAGAUACUACUUCUGAAUUACAUUCUAAAGGGUAUAAACGUUAGGAUUCUUUAUGCUGAACUACAUGAAUCAGUGGUCUCAUCAAACUUAUAAUUAAAUACCUUUGAUUUUGAUGUAUAUGUUUAAAAUAUACAGUUAUUGCCAGAGUGUUAUUAAGUAGUUCAACAAAACCACUGAGCUGGGCAUGUGUUCUCACAGGACUGUCUGAAUGAUCUUUCAGAAAUGGAAUGGGAGAUUUGGAGUUAGGUUAAGUACGACAGGUAAAUAAGAAAAUGCAAAAGAGAAAUGGUUAAAAUAAUAGACAGAAAGCUUUGCUUCUGGUGCUGAAGAGAUGUUGCACCGUCUAUAGUGUUCCAUGCAGUGCACACUGUAAUUUGAAAUAAAUUUUUCCUUUAGAGCUCAGAUGUACGAGAUGGCAUAUGAAUUUCAGGAAUUCAAAUUGCUCAUACAUGUUCAUAGGCCUUUCAAGAUCAAAGGUAAUUUGCAGCUAAGUUACCAGUUGUACAAAUAUAACGUGUUUAGUUAGAAACAUAGUUCUUCCGUGACUUGGUUAUACAGUAAAUGGGAAUAGGCAGCUGUACCCUGUUUUAUGCCCGCCUAAGACAAGAUCCUGAGAGAACACCCAGGGGUAUUUUGACUGGACAGUUUCGACAUAGAGUAUGUGUUUUUUUGUAAAGAGUCACAACUGAAAUUUAAGAGAGUAACAUUUACAUACGGUCUUUAAUGUGACACUUGAUUCUUCAUUUUAGCAGGAGAAUCACUCUAUGAUAGUGCAAAGUGUAGCACUACCAUGAAUUUAUUUCGAACUUAUCAAAUAGUUUCAUUUCUCAUGUGGAUGUCAGUAGUUGUAAGAGAAUAAAACUAAAAAAAAUUUCAGGUAUUAGUCAUUCUAAUGUUUAUCGAAAGUUAAUGAAUUAGUUUACUUGAAUUUUGAUUGUUAUAGUAGACAGUGUUUACCUUAUCAAGUGUCACUAUUUGUUUUGAAGUAAAGUGUAGUUCUGGCAAAUUACUUUACGGCCUUGAUGCAUGAAUGACUGUACAAGAGGUGUUGUUUUUUGUAGGUUGUAGGUUCGUUUAUGCUUAGAAGAACAGUGAGCCUUGGGUAAAAUGGUCACAGUAUAUGAAAAAUGAUAAUAGUAAUGAUUUUUUUUUUACUUAUGACAUUCAAAACGGCAGACAACCAACAAUAGCACUUUUGUUUGCAGAAUUGUUAGUUUUAAAUUUUUGAGAUAUUGUGUAAUGAUAAACUAGUCUUAAGUUCCUCCUUUGAAGUCUGUCUCCAGUUUUAUUUUUGCAGUUGCUUUUCUCGAAGUUCAUGUUGCAAUAAGGUGCUUUGUAUUUGUAACAGCUAGAUUAAGGAUAUAUAUAUGUAUAUUUGUAUAUAUAUAUAUA